UAUAUGUACUGUUGUAUAUUUUUUCUCAUUGUUUUCAGUCUGUGAUCGAACCGAAUACUUCCAAUGGAAGGUUCUGUAGAUUUAAUGUUAACGUUGAUGUUAUUUUUCUCAGGUAUGUCUAUAUCUGUUCACCCUGCAGAUGUGGUUGCUUCAACUAAGCUGACUUGCUUAGUGUUGCCUAAUGAGCAUUGUGCUUUGCUUGCGCCAAAAUCAAUCUGGAAUGCAGAUAAGGCACAAGAGAUGUGUGCACUUGUGGAAAAUAUAUUGCAUUUGGAGCCAAUUGAAUUAAAUGUAUUCCGGGGGAUCACUUUGCCUGAUGCUCCAAAAUUUGGGAAGGUCUUUGGAGGACAGUUAGUUGGACAGGCAGUGGCUGCAGCAUCAAAGACGGUUGAUUGCCUUAAAAUUGUACACAGUUUACAUUCAUAUUUUCUUCUUGUUGGAGACUUUAACAUGCCGAUCAUAUAUGAAGUUCACCGUCUACGUGAUGGCAACAACUUUGCUACCCGGAGAGUAGAUGCAAUACAAAAAGGGAAUGUCAUAUUUACAUUACUUGCUUCUUUUCAAAAAGAAAUUGAAGGGUUUGACCACCAGGAGCCGAGAAAACCAUCUGUUCCAGAUCCGGAUACCCUUCUAUCGAUGGAAGAAUUACGUGAGAAGCGUCUUACUGAUCCUCGUCUUCCUAGGGGCUACCGGAACAAGGUUGCUACAAAAGAAUUUGUUCCUUGGCCUAUAGAGAUAAGGUUUUGUGAGCCUAACUAUGCUACCAAUCAGACUAAAGCACCCCCCAGUUUAAGAUAUUGGUUUAGAGCAAAGGGAAAACUUUCAGAAGACCAAGCUUUGCAUAGAUGUGUUGUGGCCUACACUUCCGAUCUAAUAUUUAGUGCAGUCAGUUUAAAUCCACACCGGAGAAAAGGUUUUAGGUCAGCUUCACUCAGUCUGGACCACUCGAUGUGGUUCCAUAGGCCUCUUAGAGCUGAUGACUGGUUAUUAUAUGUGAUUUGUGGCCCUACUGCCUUCAAUGGACGCGGUUUUGUUGAGGGUGAAAUAUUUAACAGAAAGGGACAGCUUGUGGUAUCGGUGACCCAAGAGGCCCUGCUUAGGGAAGCCAGACAUCCAAAUCCAUCUGCUGUAUCAAAGCUUUAAUGAGAGUAUUGCUGCAUUCAGAAAUGGACUGUUGGGAAUUGCUCAGAUAUCAGUGCUUGAAAUUCUACUUGAAUAUAAUUUUGGAGGUUCAAGAUUAUCUAGGCGCAAGAAACAAGAUCAAAAUAAUGGGCUAAAAUAAUCUUAUUGCAUGAUCUUAUGGACCAAAAGGAGAGCAUAAUCUGCUGCUCUCAAUAUAUACUAUAUAUAUAUAUAUAUAUAUGACAUUCUGCCAUGGGUUUUUCCCUUUUGCAUUGUAUUCUAAAUCUCUCUUACGGCGAA
Carica papaya (papaya) is the source of this 1422-nucleotide messenger RNA. The record is from RefSeq and is a predicted model, not a curated record. Lineage: Eukaryota; Viridiplantae; Streptophyta; Magnoliopsida; Brassicales; Caricaceae.